This is a messenger RNA of Durio zibethinus, 1523 nucleotides long. NCBI's taxonomy places the organism in Eukaryota, Viridiplantae, Streptophyta, Magnoliopsida, Malvales, Malvaceae. The record is from RefSeq and is a predicted model, not a curated record.
AAGGAAGCGGCUUAGGACUCGAUUUACAUUUAAAAAAAAAAGUGGCAUUUCUCAAGUUUCUUUCUUUCUUCCUUCUCGACAAUUCUAUUACCAUACUUUCUGUUUUCCAUACCUCUCCUUCCAGCGAACAGCAAAACAGUUAAGCCAAUAAAAUGGCGCUAUGGAUGGAAACAGGCUCUGAACCCAAAACUGAAAGUGAGAUCGCUGACCUUCAAGCCAUUUCUGCCCUCAAAGAAUCAGCUGCUCUCGAACUCAAGGAGAAAGGCAACGAGUUUGUGAGAAAGGGAAAAAAGCAUUACCCAGAAGCGAUCGACUGUUACAGUAGAGCCAUCAACCAGAAUGCUCUAAACGGCCCAGACACCUCCGUUUUAUUCUCAAAUAGAGCUCAUGUAAAUUUACUUCUCGGAAAUUACCGCCGUGCCCUCUCUGACUCUCAAGAUGCCAUUAAACUCUCCCCUGAAAACGUUAAGGCGUAUUAUCGAGCUGCCAAAGCGUGUCUGUCGUUGAAUUUGUUGUCCGAGGCGAAGUCUUAUUGUGAAAGUGGAAUUGAAAAAGACCCAAGUAAUGAGGAGUUAAAGAAACUGGCAAAGCAGGUUGAUUUGAAGAAGUUGGAACAGGAACAGCGUGAAGCUCAAGUAUCCAAGGCUCUUGUAGAGGCUAAGGACCUUGUUUCUGCUAUAGAAGAUCGAAGGUUGAAGCUUGGGAGGGCAAUGUAUAGAGAACUUAUCGGACUAAGGAAGCCGGUGUUGGAUAAAAAUGGAAUUCUUCAUUGGCCUGUUUUGCUACUCUAUGCGGAGGUUAUGUCCAGUGAUUUUAUAGAGGAUUUCUGCGAAACUGACAUGUUUUCAGCUCAUCUUGAUAUCAUGUUUUCAGAAAGUUGUCCACUUUUACCAUGGGAUAAAGAAAACCAUUAUGCCCGUGAAGUUAUUGAACUCUACUAUGAGGCUGGUUCUGGGGUUAGUCUGUCUAAGACCAAAAUUCUCCAUUAUCUCCUAGAAGGAACUGCAGCUGCUAAUGUGGAAAACAUUGGAGAGGAAGAAAAAGAUGCAGCUGAUGGUUCUCCUUAUGGUAAUUCUACAGGUUCAUUCAAAUGGGUCAAAGUGAAUGAAAAAAGAACACUUCAUGAUGUAUUGAAAGAACAAAACUUCAUUGUCCCAAUGAUACCAGUCUUUUACGUAGUUUCAAAAAGAUCCAGCUUUUACAAAGACUUCAGAGCUGGAAAAUGGGCACCUCCAGUGUAAAUAGAAUGUACCUGCUAGGCAGUUAGCGUUGGUUCUUAUUGUAUCUUGAGAGAGUCAAAGCAAGCAGUUUUUACGUACUCUGUUAUACAGUGGUAAUGGCGUUCAUUUGCAGAAGCUGUUGCUUGGACUCUAGACGUUAAGAAGCAGCUUUGAGUAUGUUAAGCUAAGUCAAGCUGUUCAUCCGCAAAGACAAGGUUGAAGUAUUAUUUUCUAAGGGGUUUUCAUUUGUAAGUUAGUUGCUGUUUCAUAGUUGUUAUAUAACAAACACAAAAGUCGUUGGAA